Molecule: messenger RNA, 1602 nt
Organism: Xenopus laevis (African clawed frog)
Lineage: Eukaryota; Metazoa; Chordata; Amphibia; Anura; Pipidae
Gene: uts2r.S
Product: urotensin 2 receptor S homeolog
Exons: 2
Coding region: 242-1351 (369 amino acids)
Biological process (GO): blood circulation; neuropeptide signaling pathway; regulation of blood pressure
Cellular component (GO): plasma membrane; membrane
Molecular function (GO): G protein-coupled receptor activity; G protein-coupled peptide receptor activity; urotensin II receptor activity
Source: RefSeq, a predicted model, not a curated record
CACCAGGAGAGGUAUCACACGCGCAGCCUGCACUGAUUCAUUGCCUUGCAGGACUUCAGUUUGGAAACAUGUCCCUACUUCACACUGUUGUUCCCUUGCAAGGCACCCAGGGAAGGAUGUGCUGGGGAGAAUGGGAGACCGCAUAUAGAGGAGGAACCGCCCUGAGGAACACCCUUUGAGAUGUGGAAUCAAAUCUGGGCAGUUUAUUCCCAUAAUCUGACGGACCCUUUGACACGGUAAAAUGUCUAUCCAUGAAGAGCCACAAGGGCGAAUGUCCUUCUCUACUGAUAUGCCCUUGAGAACAAAUUUAACGACUUCAGUCAAUAACUCAGGGGACGCCCCUUCUUCAUCGAUGGAGGAUAUGAUAGCCAUGUGUAGCAUCAGCGUGAUCCUGUCCAUCAUGUGUGUGGUUGGAGUAGCAGGGAACGUUUACACGCUGGUGGUGAUGUGCCAGUCUAUGAGGUCAGCAGCUUCCAUGUACAUUUACAUCAUCACUUUGGCAUUGGCUGAUCUCCUCUACCUACUCACCAUCCCUUUCAUUGUGGGAACCUACUUCAUCCAGGAGUGGUACUUUGGGGACAUAGGCUGCCGAAUACUCUUCAGCUUGGACUUUCUCACCAUGCACGCCAGCAUCUUCACCCUCACCAUCAUGAGCACAGAGCGCUACUUUGCCGUUCUUAAACCACUGGACACAGUGAAAAGGUCCAAAAGCUACAGGAAGUGCAUUGCUGUGGUUGUCUGGUUGGUGUCCCUUCUCAUAACACUCCCAAUGCUCAUCAUGAUUAAGUUGGUCCACAAAGACAACAAAAGCAUCUGCCUCCCCACGUGGAGCAAAAUGUCCUACAAAGUUUAUCUCACUGUACUUUUUAGCACAAGCAUUGUGGGUCCAGGGCUCAUCAUAGGCUACUUGUACAUCAGACUGGCCAGGACCUAUUGGUUAUCACAGACUGCCUCCUUCAAACAGACCAAGAGACUUCCUAACCAAAAAGUCCUCUACUUGAUAUUCACCAUUGUUUUGGUCUUCUGGGCUUGUUUCCUUCCCUUUUGGAUCUGGCAACUCCUUACGCAGUACUAUGAGUCUUUACCAAUUUCCCCCAAGGCGACCAAGAACAUUAACUAUUUGACCACAUGCCUGACCUACAGCAACAGCUGUAUUAACCCCUUCCUGUACACCCUGCUGACCAAGAACUACAAGGAGUACUUAAGGAACAGGCAGAGACCAUGGAACAACAGCAGCUACUUCAAAAACCGAUUUCAUAGGGUUUCUGGCAGGUCCAUGUCUACUAGUAGCCAGCAGUGCACAGAGAGCUUUGUUUUGGCACAGUGCCCCGGGAGCAACAGCAACUCCUGAAUAUAAUAACUAUUACCAACCUGUAUAUUGCAGCACAGGCAGAUGAUUCCUUCCGAUGCUCAGUGUGUUUUUUUAGUAGUGUCUGUGCUCUUAGAAAAUGUACUGGUUGCUGUAUCAGACUGCACAGGAUCCCCCAUUUGACAUGCUUUAAUUGUUGGCACUGCAAGGGACAAACCUAUCAACAAAAAACUUAUUACUGCAAUAACUUUUUGUAACCAGCAGACUACAAUCUAAAAUCAGCAAUUGAUUCA